AUGCAAAUGAACGGAAACACUAAUCGCAAACGAAAGCGCCAAUCCGUGCACAAGGACGUUAACGAAGCGCUUACACAAUGGUUUACGCAAGCAUGUGCUCAUGGAGCGACCGUCACCGAUCACGUCAUCAGGCAGAAAGCAUCACAACUGGCUGUAAAUCUUGAAGUUGAUUUUGAAUCGAGCAAUGGCUGGCUCAUGCGCUGGAAGCAGGCCAAUAACGUUUCGUUCAAAAAAUUUCACGGCGAAUCAACGUCAGCAGAUCACGGUUCUGCCAACGAAUGGGUGACAAACGUUUGCCGCAACUUUUUCGUGGAUAUGAUCCAAAAGAUGUUUGGAACUGAGAUGAAACGGAAUUUUCUACAGCCAUGCCGUCUGGAUCUUUGCGAUUUGCCGGCGACGAACAGUCAAAUGCGACAAAAGUUCCCAAAGACAGACUCACGAUGCUUCAGUUCACAAACAUGGACAGCAGUGAAAAGCGUUGUAGUUGUUGGUAAGUCGGCAAAACCACGCUGCUUUUAA
Molecule: messenger RNA, 519 nt
Organism: Acanthosepion pharaonis
Lineage: Eukaryota; Metazoa; Mollusca; Cephalopoda; Sepiida; Sepiidae
Source: the annotation of a GenBank genome assembly